UUUCAAAGAAACAAAAAAACGUGUUUGCCUGUGCAAAAGGUUUCUCCUUGCUGUCAGGUGAGGUCGGCGCUAAGUAACGGACGCCAGCAAAAUUAGAACAAAAUCCCUCUGUUUAAUUAGCCCACCUCAUUGAAACAAACAACAAUCAAAACCCAAACCCUCAUCUCCUCCAAAGCCCCUUUCCUUCCCUCGUCCUCAUAUAUAUCCGGAACCCCGAAAAAAAGGCACCCCACAAUUUUCUCUCAGAUCUCAAUACCCCUUUAUCGUCUGUCACCAACGAAAGCAGAAGCAAAGCAAUUUAAUUUAAUUUAGGCGGUGUUUUUUUGUGUUCUGUAGAAAUAGAUCAUCAAAGAAGAAGAUCCAAUUGUUAUCGUUGUGAAUGGUGGAAAUCUUAAGUAGUAGUAAUUACAUGCUCUCCCUUUGUCGAUCAAGGGCGGGCGUUGUCUCUGUGGCCUCUGCUUUUGCUUUCGGAUCUUGCAAGGAAGGCUGGUACUAUCGUUGCAUCGGUGUCGACCCGUAAACAGAGAAAAACCAGGAAAAAAGGAACUUGUUCUUGCUGAUUUUUAAUAACAACAACUACCCAGUUCUUGAUUAUUUGUUUUUGUUCAAAGAAAGCAAAAAAAAAAAAAAAGCCAAUUCAAAACUUUUUUGUUCAGAUUUUUCUAUUUUUUUUGUCGGUUGUUCGAGAGAAAAACAAAAGGAAAAACAAUGUUGCUUUACAAGCAGAAGAAGAACCAGGUAGCCAAGGGCAAAAGGUUCUUGCUUAGCGUGACGGUGUUGGGGAGUGCAGGACCGAUCCGGUUUGUUGUUAACGAGGAGGAGCUAGUGGCUGCUGUUAUUGAUACUGCCUUGAAGUCUUAUGCGCGUGAGGGUCGCCUUCCAAUUCUAGGCUCUGACCUCAAUGAUUUCUUGCUUUACUGCCGCAAUGCUGCUUCUGAUGCUAUAAGCCCCUGGGAAACAAUUGGAUCACUGGGAGCUCGCAAUUUUAUGCUAUGCAAGAAACCACAGCACUUGAAAGCGGCGGAUGAUGGAAGAUCCACUGCAGCAUUUGCCCAGAAGGGGGGGAGUGGGAGCUGGAAGGCAUGGAUUAACAAGUCUCUCAAUCUUAAGAUAUCCCCUCGUUGGAUAUCAUAUAUUCUCAUCAAGUAACUUUUCGAAGUAAUGGAAUUUGAUUCCAAUUUCAUUUAAGUUUUGCCAAGUUGUUGGAUUUGGUCAUCUUAUUAGUUGGUGUGGUUGUUUGUUUUCUUGGUUAUGUCCCCUUGGGGUUUCUGUUCCGGUUUGAGUUGGGAGAACUGCGAAUAAUUCCUGAUUGUUCAGGGAAUCAAUCAAAUUGUUCUCCUAUUUUUCUUUGGAUAAAAUAGACAGUCAUCUCUGGUUGUCUUUAGUAAUUUCCUUUCUUCUUAUCAAUUUUGGUUUGCAUCUUGAAAUGGAAGUAAAUCGUUUGGUA
Populus trichocarpa (black cottonwood) is the source of this 1447-nucleotide messenger RNA. RefSeq lists its product as uncharacterized. The record is from RefSeq and is a predicted model, not a curated record. Bases 709 to 1149 code for a protein of 146 amino acids. The transcript has 2 exons. NCBI's taxonomy places the organism in Eukaryota, Viridiplantae, Streptophyta, Magnoliopsida, Malpighiales, Salicaceae.